Molecule: messenger RNA, 627 nt
Organism: Colletotrichum lupini
Lineage: Eukaryota; Fungi; Ascomycota; Sordariomycetes; Glomerellales; Glomerellaceae
Exons: 1
Coding region: 1-627 (208 amino acids)
Source: RefSeq, a predicted model, not a curated record
AUGCUGAAGCGUUUGUUGUCUUUCCUUCACUGUGCAUCUUGGUACGGAUCAUUGUUUCCAUUAGCUUUUUCAGCGCGAUCAGAUCUUGGACGACUGCGUGGAAUGUGUGGAUCAUGCUUUUGCGCCGUGUUUGGACUGAUGCUCAACGCCGCCAACCGCCAGCCGGCGGCGCUAACUAGGUUGCUGAAGUUUCCGGUGCCAUGCCAUAAGGUGAUGCAAUAUUCAAGAAGGAAGAACAAUCAGAGUGGUUGUAGCUGCGGACGAGGAGGCGAUCAGAAGUACCAGAACAAUCGAUCAUGGCGAGACGAGGUGAAGUUUAAAGGCAGUACCAGGAUCCAUUUAGGGGACUCAUCCGGUCUGCAGUAUUGGAUCCUUCUGACGUAUUGCAGCAGCCAAAGGGCAUGGAAUUUCGGAGCAAACCAGCGUGAUGAUGACCAGGCAUCGUUUCCUCGAAUUAAAGUAAACUGUGCAGGGCUCUCUUUCUUGUCAGCACGGAGCCCCGAUAUGUCAGGCUGCCGUUGCGCGCUGGUUUGCCCUGCUCGCCGUGGAGCAGUAGCACUGGGCUGGGGCUGGUUGGUGGGGACUGGCUCCAUUCAUCCAACCUUUUCGUUUGUCCAUCCAUCGUGA